CUGUUAUCGAUAGGCUGGCGGAGUUUUGUGUUUACAUUUUGCGCUCCCAAUUGUAAACAAAUAGAAAAAGUGCUUAAAAAUGGAGCAGGACAACGAGGAGCAGUUCCUGCAGCGAUUCUCUCAAAUGUCCUUUUCGUACAAGGCGUUCAUAGAGUUUAUGAUUGACCAGGAGGUGAUUAUCCUGGACGAUGUGGUGAUGACGGCCUUUCGCGAUGCAAUUCGGUCGCAGCGUAAUGCUGAGAUCUUCGCAGGCGCCACAGUGCUGGAGGUGGGCUGUGGCAGUGCCCUGUUGUCCAUGCUGGUGGCCAAGCAGGGCGCUGCACGUGUGUUUGCCGUGGACUCUGGCGAUGUGGCGCAGGUGGCACGCCAAUUGGUGCGCAAAAAUGGACUGGACAGCGUCAUUGAGGUGAUUCAGGGCGAUAUAAGGGAGCUGCAGCUGCCACCCUUUGAUGUUAUAGUGUCCAAGUGGAUGGGCGCUUGUCUGGUGUACAGCUCCGCCUUGGACCAAGUCAUCUUUGCGCGCGACAAAUGGCUCAAGCCCAAGGGCUGCAUCUUUCCGAACACGGCCCGGCUGUACCUCUCUGUGGCUGAGGACCGGGACGUGGAGCCGCCCAGACAUUACUGGUCUCGCUUUGCGGGCUUAAAUCUGUCCCAUGCGGCCAGCAUUGUGCAGCGGCUACCAAAAGUGGGAUGCGUGCGGGAGCGCCAGCUGAUCUCGGAGCCGCAGCAGAUCUGGCAAAUGGAUGUGCGCACCAUCAAGCGUGAGCAGCUGAGCUUCAGCGUGCCAUUUAAACUGCAGUUGCAGCGUCAGGAGAUAAUCGAUUGGUUUGUUGUGCACUUUGACUUUGGCUUUCCUGGCGGCGCCCCUGAGGAGCUGGUGUCCACGAGUCCCUGUGCUCCCAGCACACACUGGCAGCAGACACUCUUCCACAUUGAUCAGCUUGUGCCUAUACGCAUGGGCGAUACAAUUGCAGGCACUUUUGCGGUGUCGCGUGCUGAAAAUCAUCUGGACUUUGACAUUGAUUGGAGCUGCCGCAAUAAGCUGGUAAAGAUUAAGCGGCACAAGCAAAUCUUUCGCAUGGGUGGAGAAGGCAAGGAGAAGCCAAGGAGCAUGGAUGAAGAGUGAAUGGGAACAAGGAGAAGUCAUAGAUUAAGAAUGAGAGCUGCAUGAGGAGAAGGAGAAGCCAGAAUUUAGAUUGGAUUGGGCACAAGGACAUUCCACUUCUCAGAUCUGAGAGUUUGCACUGAAUCAAGGGAAAUUCUCUUUAUAAUUUUACAUUUUAAGACAGGUUUGAGACCUU
Molecule: messenger RNA, 1301 nt
Organism: Drosophila subobscura
Lineage: Eukaryota; Metazoa; Arthropoda; Insecta; Diptera; Drosophilidae
Product: protein arginine N-methyltransferase 8-like
Exons: 2
Coding region: 80-1126 (348 amino acids)
Biological process (GO): peptidyl-arginine methylation
Molecular function (GO): protein-arginine N-methyltransferase activity
Source: RefSeq, a predicted model, not a curated record